AUUAGAAAAUAAAGAAGAUACGAAGUACCCACGUCCAGUAACGACUUUUUUCUACCUUAUUUCCUACAAUAUGUACAUCACUAGCUGUCAAAAUCCAUCGUAUUUGCAGUCAGUGAAAGAAGAUUAAAAUGGCAUUUGGCGAUUAUCCAGCUGAGUAUAACCCAAAGGUUCACGGACCAUACGAUCCAGCACGUUACUAUGGCAAAGCUGAUGUGCCUCUAGGUCAAGUCAAAGUUGGAGAAAUUGGUGCUUGGCUGAGUCGUCGCAAUAAGUCACCACAAGCUAUUGCUGGCGCCUUCAGUCGCGCUUGGUGGCGUUGGCAGCACAAAUAUGUGCAGCCAAAACGUUCUGGUGUGGCACCAUUCUUCCAGGUUACAGUUGCUGCCAUGACUUUCUUCUAUGCUAUCAACUACGGUAAAAUGAGACACCACAGAAAUUACAAAUAUCAUUAAACUUUGUUGAUGUAUAAUAAGCGGUAUUGCAUAGUGCUCUAGUGUGGAGUUACAACAAAAUAAAUAUAAAAAAACUCGAGGUUGGCGUUAAAUAAUUUCGUCAAAUUAAAACUACUGCAUUGAAUGAUUUAUGAUAUGGUUAUUGAAAUAAACUAAUUCCUAAUCAGAAACCGUA
Ceratitis capitata (Mediterranean fruit fly) is the source of this 627-nucleotide messenger RNA. It is a transcript of the gene ATPsynF, whose product is annotated as putative ATP synthase subunit f, mitochondrial. Gene Ontology annotation, molecular function: proton-transporting ATP synthase activity, rotational mechanism. Gene Ontology annotation, biological process: proton motive force-driven mitochondrial ATP synthesis. Bases 129 to 452 code for a protein of 107 amino acids. The transcript has 3 exons. The record is from RefSeq and is a predicted model, not a curated record. Lineage: Eukaryota; Metazoa; Arthropoda; Insecta; Diptera; Tephritidae.